Molecule: messenger RNA, 3384 nt
Organism: Sorex fumeus (smoky shrew)
Lineage: Eukaryota; Metazoa; Chordata; Mammalia; Eulipotyphla; Soricidae
Gene: BIVM
Product: basic, immunoglobulin-like variable motif containing
Exons: 10
Coding region: 523-2031 (502 amino acids)
Biological process (GO): nucleotide-excision repair
Cellular component (GO): nucleus
Molecular function (GO): single-stranded DNA binding; DNA endonuclease activity
Source: RefSeq, a predicted model, not a curated record
CCCCCUCGGGGUUCCCUGGGACCUGUAGUUUCGGCGGCCGGCCGAGCGGAAGUCCUGCGGGGGCUCCUCCGGGCUCCCCAGUUGGUUUCCUCGGCGCGGCCCCGGCCCGGCAGGGAGCGAGAAGGACCCUCCGGAUGCCCCGGGGAGGGGCGCGCGCGCCCGCAGACCCGGCGAUCGCCCCCCGACCCGCGUGUGCCGGGGGCCGCGGGGUCCCCACGCCCUGAGAGGAAGGCGUUGUCCAUGAGAGCUGCCGGCCCUUCGCCGGGUGCAGCCGUCCCGGGCGCUAUCCCCGCGCGCUCCGAUGGGACGCCGGACGCCGGUCCCUGGGUGACCAGAGGCCAUCGGGAGCCUGGGCCCGGCGCCGCCGCAGCCGCGGCCUCCCGCCCCCGAGAGCGUGGCCAGAGAAGUCCCUUUGUCAUUCUUGAGUGUUUGUAGAAUGCUAUAAACAGCGCUCAGUUUGUUCGGCAAAUAGCAGAGAGUUGCAGCUUCUUCCUCCUAAGAGAACCUUGACCAGUCCGUUCAAUGCCUAACGUGGCUGAACCAGAAAGAGCAAGUGAUUCUGGCCAUGGUGAGCACUGUGCUGAGAGUCAGUCUCCUGGAGAGAAUCUCCCCAGUGCUCUGCAGUCUUUCUGUUCUCGUGCCUCGGGAGCACCCUUGGGUCCCAAGGGAGAUGGUCACUAUCCAUGGAGCUGUCCAGUGACCCACACUCGGGAGAAGAUCUACGCCAUCUGCUCAGACUAUGCCUUCCUCAACCAGGCGACCUCAAUCUACAAAACUCCGAAUCCCAGCCCCUCCUCUUGCCUCCCUGAAAGUACCUCGCUCUCUGCUGGAAAUAAUGGCUCACGGUACGUCGGCAUCUCCGCCAAUACGCCGGGAAUCAUCCACAAUGAAGAAAACAGCCUGGAAAACUUAUCCAGUAGCCUGGGCAAGCUACCUCUGGCAUGGGAAAUUGAUAAGUCGGAAUUUGAUGGAGUGACUUCGAACUUGAAACACAAAUCAGGCAGUGCAAAGAAACAAAUUUCCAAGAAAAAGACCUCAGACAAAAAGGGAAGACACCCAAGGGACUGGCACCAGCAUUCUCCCGUCGAGGAUAUUAAGCAACGGAAAGUCUUAGACGUCAGACGCUGGUACUGCAUCAGCCGGCCACAGUAUAAGACUUCCUGUGGGAUCUCGUCUUUAGUCUCUUGCUGGAAUUUCUUGUACAGCACAAUGGGAACUGGAAACCUUCCACCUAUUACUCAAGAAGAAGCUCUGCAUAUUUUGGGCUUUCAGCCCCCGUUUGAGGAUAUUCGGUUUGGUCCUUUCACGGGAAACACGACGCUGAUGAGGUGGUUCAGACAAAUUAAUGACCACUUCCAUGUGAAAGGGUGCUCAUAUGUUCUCUAUAAGCCCCACGGGAAGAAUAAAACAGCUGGAGAAACAGCAUCAGGCGCCUUGUCCAAGUUAACACAUGGAUUGAAAGAGGAAUCUCUGGCUUAUAUCUAUCAUUGCCAGAACCAUUACUUCUGCCCCAUUGGCUUUGAAGCAACUCCCGUUAAAGCAAAUAAAGCAUUCAGGGGGCCUCUCUCAUCGCAGGAAGUAGAAUACUGGAUCCUAAUUGGAGAAUCUAGUCGAAAACAUCCUGCUAUUCACUGCAAAAAAUGGGCGGAUAUUGUUACUGAUCUAAACACUCAGAAUCCAGAAUUUCUAGAUAUCCGGCACUUAGAGAGGGGGCUACAAUACCGAAAAACAAAGAAGGUUGGCGGAAAUUUGCAUUGUAUCAUAGCAUUCCAGAAACUUCAUUGGCAGCGGUUUGGCCUUUGGAAUUUUCCAUUUGGAACCAUCAGAGCAGAGUCACAACCUCCGACACACAGCCAGGGAAUGGCCAAGUCGGAGAGCGAAGACAACAUCUCCAAGAAGCCGCACGGGCGGCUGGGCCGCUCUUUCAGCGCGAGUUUCCAUCAGGAUUCGGCGUGGAAGAAGAUGUCCAGCAUCCACGAGCGGAGGAACAGUGCUUACCAGGGCUACAGUGAUUAUGAGGGCAAUGACUGACUGAGCCUACCGGCUGCUGACCAAAUGAUGGAGUUGCUGCUACGGAGCAACCGUUGUCAUGUCCACAAUGGUCCUGGCCUGGACCAUGCUAAGACAGUAGGCGAGCUAACUAAGGCUACCUUCAGUAGGAACAGAUCAUGCGGGAUGAAACAUAACCUUGUAGUUCUCCGGUUAAUAAGCUUGUAUAGGGUGACGGUGAUGUGACUGCAGAUAUAUGAGCAGAUAAGCACAGAUUAUCGUCCUUUUAAAGUUUGGAGUAUGUAGAUAUUCUGGACAAUUUCACAAACUCCAGUAAAUGACAGAUCAGUCAAACACAAUUUCAUUUAAUAGAUUGCAAUUUGAAAUCCUUCAGCAUGAUUUCCUACGGCUCGAUUCCCACUUGUUGCCUAGAUUUCAUUUGUAAGCUCAAGAUGUAUUAAAGCACCCUCGGCCCUUUUCAGAAAAUGGGGCUGUUCUCAUUUUCUCUCAUGGUGAAAGCUCAUUUGAAAUUGUUUAGCUAGUCUACUCAUUGUUUUACUUGCGGCAGUUUCUCGCCAGCCUCACUGUGUCCUGCUUAAGUCUCUCAGGAUCCUUAAUAAAGAGGCGAGAGAGAAAGGCUCCAGAAACUGAUCUUUUCCAUUGUGCAAAUGGGUGGUUUUGGAGCACUGAUUCAAGCUAUUCUUGGUUUUCUUGACUUUGUAUGCUACAGUCAGAUAUUGGCAAGAAUUUUAGGACUUCAAAGGCUUGUCAAGUUCAGAAUGGACCUAGUUUUUAGGAGCAGAGUAAAAGAACAAGUUUCUCUACCCCAGGUGUUCUGAUAAAUGAGAUCCUCUGCUAUCUGAUGGCCUUCAAUGGGAGGUCAUGUGUUGAUAAUAGCAUGAAAGAUGAGUUAGAAAUUUCCUCCAGAGUCAUUCUCCCAACUUCCUGAGCUUUUUCUUCAUGUAGAUGGUGAGCCGAAAUGACCGAACACUUUACUAGUACCAUCGUUUUUUUUCUCCCUGUGAUUCGCAGACAACUAGGAUCUCUUGUUCUUUCAUUUAAGGAUCUUUUUCUGAGACUCAAGUCAGUAACUUGAUGAUUACCAGGUGCUGGGUAUGGUGGUGAGCGUACCUCAAUACACCUCAAGGAGAGGGUUCAGAUUUUUAUUUUUUAAAUAUUUUCAUUUUAUUCUCUUUGAAUUUUAUAUCCAUCUCCAUUCAGACAUGCCUAGCCUAUAGAAGGAGAAAUAUAUAAUGAAAUGGUCUUUUUUUCCUGAAGACAGUAUUUUGCUUGGAAUGCGAAGGAUUGACCGAUUUGUAGGUUGUUGAUUUUGUUACUUCAUACUGAAACUUUUAAGAAGUUUUCAUCAAAUAAAGUUUUGUUUUCUACUUUUAA